UUUUUUUAUAAAUUUCCAGAAUAAAUCAAAAUUUUGAAACUUUUUCGUCCUCAGAACAGCACCACUCCCGAGUGCCACCUACUGCUGAAUGUGAAGAAACAAAGGGGGUAACGUUCAAAAAAGCUGAGAGGUCAUUGAACCCGACGAGAAAAUUGUCUCAUUUUUCCACAACUCCAUUUCUCCACUUUAAUUUCUCAGCAGAUUUUGUGCCCAAUUAAACUUAAAUUUCCAACAAUAAUCUAAAUUUGUAUACAAAGUUUAUUUUGCAAGUUUAUUUCACCUAAAAAUGGAAACUCAACCUGAAAAAACCUGUCAGGAAACGAAUCUUGAAGAAGUAUUGCAACAAAAAGUGUUACCAUCGUCAUUGGGCGAUAUAGCGACGACGAUGACCACCACCGUCGUCACUCCCACAACGGCACGACCACCCCCACCUCGUGUGUCUAUGGAGCUGAAACGAUACCCACCACCACCACCGGUACAAUUUCCACCAUCCACUGGGGCUGGUUCCUCCAUGGGGCUGAGUGAGCUACGAGCCGCCGUCGAAGGGGGUGUGGCUGCCCAUCCCGUCAAACUUAUCGCCGGUCGACACGCCCUCGUUCGAUCAAAACGAGAAGAGACUGAUCGUGAAAUUUCCGAGAAGAGGGAACAAGUCAAGUUGUUGGAGCGUAAAGUAGCCUUAGCUGAGGGAAGUUUAGGAAUCAUAACUGCAAAAGUGAGAGCACUCAAGGAAAAAUGUUUCCACGCCAAAAACACCCUCGUCGAGAAGGAAAACUAUCACCAAGAGUUGGUCAAGGAGUUGGUCCAAGUUCAGUGCAGGACUAAGUUGGCGGAAGACAAGUAUAAAGUCCUGGAAUCAAAGUAUGUCGAUUUUCAGGUCGACAAAGUCGUCAGAAUCGACCAGAUCAACGAAAUGGAGGAAAAUUCGGAAGAUAAGGAACUUAGGGAAGAGCUCGAUCAGCUAAAAGAGACGGUGAAGCAGUACAAGGAGUAUAGGGAUGGUUUGGAGCGAGGGGAUCCUGACCUCGUCCGACUCCAAUCGGGCGAUACCCUGGUGGAAAUGGAAACGAGAAAGAAUGGGAUUAGGGACGCCUUCACAAAACGGGAAGCUCGUACGGAAGGCAUUUACAUGGAGAUUGAUGAAAAGAACGAGGCCGUUGACAAGUUAAAGCAGGACAUUCUCAUCAAAGAGAAACAAAUCCAAGCCCGACUUCGCAAAUUGCAGAGAGAACUGGAAGAUAAGGAGUCGACAGAGAAUCACCUCAAACAAACGGUGGAAUAUUUAAGUCGUCAAAUUGACCCUGCUGUGGCCAAGGGGGUUGGAGGAAGCGGUGGACUCGGCUCGACGAACAAGAAUACAACUUCAGGACAGGCUGGUGGAUUUACUUUUUAUGUUAAAAAGUAGUUCACAGAUGGAUAAUGCGUACCAAUUUUUUACUUGUUUCAUCCUCGAAUUCACCUUUUGUUCGGAAUAGUUUCAAAGUUCCUUAAUUUUUUAGUUCCUUUAGUUUCGUAUUAUAUGUAGGUACCAAACUCGAUGUCAGUUAAUUUUACUAUUUACAUACUUUUCAUAUCCAAUAUUCUCCAAUUUUCUGUUCAUUUUUAAAAUACAUUUUAUUUUACGAAU
This is a messenger RNA of Folsomia candida, 1624 nucleotides long. RefSeq names its product myosin heavy chain, cardiac muscle isoform-like. The coding region runs from base 287 to 1402 and encodes 371 amino acids. Lineage: Eukaryota; Metazoa; Arthropoda; Collembola; Entomobryomorpha; Isotomidae. The transcript has 4 exons. The record is from RefSeq and is a predicted model, not a curated record.